Molecule: messenger RNA, 2419 nt
Organism: Mytilus trossulus (common blue mussel)
Lineage: Eukaryota; Metazoa; Mollusca; Bivalvia; Mytilida; Mytilidae
Exons: 2
Coding region: 60-2324 (754 amino acids)
Biological process (GO): signal transduction
Molecular function (GO): protein binding
Source: RefSeq, a predicted model, not a curated record
CAAAUUUGUCUAAACGCAUUACUCAGGAACAUAGAGAAGUGCACAAUGUCAUAAACAAUAUGAUAGCGAUUGUGAAAAGCAAACCAUGGCGAGGCAAAAGUCAAUCUAUACUUCUUCUCGAGAAAAUUUUAGAAGAAGACCCAAGACACGUAAAUGCUCUUGCUGACAUGGGAUAUUUAUGUCGCAGCUUAAACAGAGCAACCGAAGCUGCCAGGUGCAAGGAGGUGUUAGAUGUUAUAAUGAACGGAGACAACACAGAAGACAGAAGAAGUAAAGCUUUAUGUUUAAUGGAACAAGGAUAUGCUAUAUUGUAUGAUAUAGAUGCAAAUGUAGAACAUAUCACAAAAGACAGGUUAUCAGAAAGUUAUCGCAUGCUACUUUCAGAACAUAGAAAGAGCACUGGAACACGGUGCAACUAUUUUCAACUAUGUAUCUACCAUAAUAAAGAGGCAUUAUUAAACUUACAAAGGUCAAUAAAUAUGGAAAGAGAAAACCAGUUCCGAUUUAAAAGACAAAGAUCAAUCGAUAAAAUAAAACAAUCCAGAAUGCUAUGCGAAUUAAACUUUAUUUGGUCAUAUUAUGAAGGUAUUGCACUUAAUCGUAAAUACGAAUCAAUCAAAGAUAUGUGUCAAGAAGACGGUCAAAAUAGAGACCACGAGAAAAAGUGUGUCACACAUGAAGCAGCCGAAAUAUUUUGGAAAAUUAUAAUAGACAGAAAAUUUGAAGUUAAAAACUGCUUGAUUUACAAAUCAAGGGCAAUUGCUUUACUUGGUCAUAUUAUUUUAAAACGCUACUAUUAUUUUCACAAUAUUAACCUGCCUAGAUUCGCAAAUUGUCCUCGUUUUCGUCAUUAUAUCACUUUCCCGUUAAGUGCUAUAGAGGAAGCUUACAAUAUGAAUAAAAACGACACAUUUAUUCUAAAUCGAUUUGGAAGAGCUUUGAUGAUAUCAUCUGGUCAAAAGAGGGAUCAGAAUGCCAAGAAAUAUUUCCUCCAUAGAGCAGAAAAUGUAUUGAAUAAAUCUAUUCAAGAAGACCCCUUUAACUGGUUUGCGUACACAACACGGAUGUCAGUUCGAAGACAGUUAGCGCUGGAAUAUAUAUUUUUUGAUAAUGAAAGAGCUAAACAUUUAUUAAUUAAAGCCGCGAGUGACGGAUACCAAAUUUUUUGCUCUAAAGGGACAUCCAAAUCAAUCUGCGAAGCGGCCGAUAUAUGUCAGUAUUUGGCCAAAUUUCCAAAUAUUCGAACAUCUGGGGCUGAAAAUGUUGUCAUAAACCAGAAGUGUCAUUUACUAGAUGCUCUUGACUAUUUGAAUUACGGCGUUCAACAGUGUGGACCAACGAACUUUUACCUAGUUUAUAAAAUGGGUGCAGUUCUCUACGACUUAGAUGAAUUGAAACCUGCGAUAGACUGGAUGAAACGAGCUUUAUCAUUGUCACAUACAGGAAACAUCAUGUCGCUAAAAUUUACUUGUCUAUAUAUGUUAAAAAAACAUAGUAUCGACGUUGCUGAUGAUGCAAAUACACAAUAUCUUAUAAGGGAUUUCCUUUAUACAUUGGGGAAGGGGCAACAAAAAUUUGGAAACGUAUUAUUAGCUGUAUGUGGAUUUCUGUUACGAAAUAGCAAAGAUUGUUUCCUAGCUUUUCUAGGAGAUAUUUUAAGAUUUCCGUUCUUAUUAAAUAGAAGUAAAGUAAGUUUACUAACAGAAUGCAUCCAAACAUGUGCAGAUUUGAUAUCAAUAAACAAGGGUAAAUCAGAUGCAUUAAAAACAUAUCAAGAAAAACUGCUUCAAAUUCAGAUAAAUGAUGAAAUUGAACCAAAUUUUGAGGAUGAAUUCGAAUCCAAGUCUUUGAUGCCAACAGUACUAGUUGAAUCGCAAUUGCCGGAUGAAUUUACAUACGAUUUCUUUGUUUCAUACAGCCACAAAGACAGCGAUUGGGUAAUGACUAGAUUAGUUCCUGACCUAGAAUCUUCACUAUCUUUAGAUGACGUCCCUUUAAAAGGAUGUAUAGCUAAUCGGGAUUUCCAGCCUGGAAAAUUCAUUUUUGAAAACAUUAUAGAGUGUAUGCAAAAUAGCUCGAAAGUGAUUUUUGUUCUCACUAAAAACUUUGUUGACAGUACCUGGUGUCAGGUUGAAACCAACCACGCAUUACUGGAAUUAAUGGAGCCUAAAAAAAAAAUGAAUUGUAUAAUUCCACUGUUACUUGCCAUUGACGAAAAUGAGAUUCCUUCAAAACUAAAGGACAUUACAUAUGCAGACUUUACAAAUAAUGAAGAUUAUAUUGAUGAAAUUGUUAAACUCAAAAAAGUACUUUCUCCUGGAUAAUCAAGAGAUUAUAAGACAAAUGUAUAAGAAAAGUGAUGUUUCAAAAACAAUAUUGAACGAUCAUAGAUUUUGUAUUUUUGAUAAAUGCAGAAUUG